CCGCUCCCCUCGCUGGCAGUGCUCGCUAAGAUGGCGGACUUCCUGCCGUCGCGCUCCGUGCUGUCGGGCUGCUUCCCCGGCUGCCUCCUCACCAGCGGCGAGGCGGAGCAGCAGCGCAAGUCCAAGGAGAUCGACAAGUGCCUCAACCGCGAGAAGACGUACGUGAAGCGCCUCGUCAAGAUCCUGCUGCUGGGGGCGGGCGAGAGCGGCAAGUCCACCUUCCUCAAGCAGAUGCGGAUCAUUCACGGGCACGACUGGGACCGGGCGGCCCGCGAGGAGUUCCGCGCCACCAUCUACAGCAACGUGAUCAAGGGUGUGAGAGUCCUCGUAGAUGCCAGAGAGAAACUUCAUAUCCCUUGGGGAGAUCCUGCUAACCAGAGUAACGGAGAUACGAUGAUGGCUUUCGAUACUCGGUCCGUCACGGUGGCGCAAGGCAUGGUGGAGACGGCCGUUUUUUUACAGUACCUUCCAGCCAUAAGAUCUCUAUGGGCGGAUAGUGGUAUCCAGCAUGCGUACGACAGGCGCAGAGAAUUCCAGCUGGGGGAAUCUGUAAAGUAUUUCUUGGACAACUUGGAUAAACUUGGAGAACAAGAUUAUCUUCCCUCGCAGCAAGAUAUACUGCUGGCACGAAGACCCACGAAAGGGAUUCAUGAGUACGACUUUGAAAUAAAAAAUGUUCCUUUCAAAAUGGUUGAUGUAGGUGGCCAAAGGUCAGAACGGAAACGUUGGUUCGAGUGCUUCGACAGUGUCACAUCAAUACUCUUCCUUGUUUCCUCAAGUGAAUUUGACCAAGUGCUUAUGGAGGAUCGGCAAACGAAUCGCCUUACAGAAUCCCUGAACAUUUUUGAAACAAUAGUUAAUAACCGGGUUUUCAGCAACGUCUCAAUCAUUCUCUUCUUAAAUAAGACGGACUUGCUUGAGGAAAAAGUACAAAAAGUGAGCAUCAAAGACUAUUUUCCAGAGUUUGAAGGGGAUCCCCACUGCUUAACAGAUGUCCAAAAAUUCCUGGUGGAUUGUUUUCGUACUAAACGCCGGGACCAGCAGCAGAAGCCCCUCUACCACCACUUCACCACUGCUAUUAACACAGAAAACAUCCGGCUAGUUUUCCGUGAUGUCAAGGAUACCAUCCUCCACGACAACCUCAAGCAGCUUAUGUUACAGUGAUGUGCAAAAAGACAUUUUUAUUUGAGUAACUUUUGUGUGUUGUUUUUUUUUUUUUAAACUAGAAGUUUACAGCAGGAGUAGAGAAAUCCUGAUCCUGUCAGACUUCUUGAUAUGUGGCUAAAAGCUGCUGCUGAACACAUUAUUGCCAAUUUCUGCAGAAAUUCAGGCUUAAUCUCUUCCAGUGUAGCUUCAAGUUCACUCAAGUUCUAAUUUUAUAGCAGACCUAUGUCUAAGUUACCUGUAAAGUGAUCAAUUUGACGUGUUAAGAAUGUGUGUGUUAUCCUAGAAAAUUCAUUCCACCUUCAGAAUUCCAAGUCCAAACUUCAGUGAAAUUGUUGCAAUUGUUAGACUGUGGCAGUAAUUUAAGGGAGGUAGAAACUUUUCACGUCUAACUUCGUUAUGAAGACUGUGAUACCAUAGCUGACUUACGAUUUCUCAGGUCUAUUGUUGGUUAGAAAUCCCAUAAAUCCCUUGCUGGAAUAAUCUAUUUGAAGCCAGGAUUCCUGGGUGUAACGCACUUCCUGUUUAAGUAUAAAUCUUUGCGUGGGGUUUGACUAGGAGAUGCUUUAAAAAUACUUCGAUUGGGAGCCUUGGACAUAUCUGGCAGGAAGUACUGAUGCAGGCAGAAGUCUAGUGACGAGGAAUUAGUGAAUGGCACAGCACACGGUUUCACUCUUGCAUUGUAUGUACGUCUUGGAGCCAUGGCAAAGCACAGAGCACUAUGAUACGGUCCUCUUGAAAUUCUGAUGUGGGAAGGGGGAGCAAGCUAAACUUGUAUUUCUUAUCUUCACUAACC
Molecule: messenger RNA, 1960 nt
Organism: Charadrius vociferus (killdeer)
Lineage: Eukaryota; Metazoa; Chordata; Aves; Charadriiformes; Charadriidae
Gene: GNA13
Product: guanine nucleotide binding protein (G protein), alpha 13
Exons: 4
Coding region: 31-1164 (377 amino acids)
Biological process (GO): adenylate cyclase-activating G protein-coupled receptor signaling pathway; Rho protein signal transduction
Cellular component (GO): heterotrimeric G-protein complex; brush border membrane
Molecular function (GO): guanyl nucleotide binding; D5 dopamine receptor binding; GTPase activity
Source: RefSeq, a predicted model, not a curated record